Molecule: messenger RNA, 582 nt
Organism: Entamoeba dispar SAW760
Lineage: Eukaryota; Evosea; Mastigamoebida; Endamoebidae
Exons: 1
Coding region: 1-582 (193 amino acids)
Source: RefSeq, a predicted model, not a curated record
AUGACUAGUGUAUCUCAGUCUGAAACAAAAAAUGAGAAUAAUUCACUCACCCAAUCUCCUUCAGGCACUCCUGAAAGACAACAAACUCUGGACCAAAAAAAAGAUCAAAACAAAACAGAUAAGCCAAAAAAAGUUAGGUCAAUUGUAAGAAUAUCUAAAUUAGAAGAUACAGUAGAUAAAACUUCAUCAAAAGAUAUCCUAACUACAGAGCCAUUUAUUGACCGUAAAACUAUAGAACUUCACCAAAUUGAUAUUUUGAAUGAUAAAGAAGAAGACCUUCAACUAGUUCGACAACGGCUGAGUAGUGUUUCUUUUAUUGGAAGAAAAACAGAGAAUGGGAAUGGAGAUAUAAAUACUUCUACUCUAUCAGAUCAAGGAAAGACCACUUUGAUUCUUUAUGAUGAUUCUUGUUUUCUUCCAGAAGAAGAAGACAGUAAAAAGCCAAAAGAAAGACACUCAUGUAUUGAAGUCUUUGGUAAUGAAGAAGAAGAACCAGAAAAGUUAGACGAAGAAGAGUUAAAGAGAAAAAGAAAAAAAGAGAUUGAAGAGUUCAAACUCUUUUCAGCAAAGAGGAAGCUGUAA